GAGCUCAGAGGGGUCUGAUUUCGUACUGCAUACGUUUCAGGAGGGUAGCGGCAAAGGCUGACAGGACGGAUCAUAUAAACCUACUAGGUGGACAGGUUGCCACGAAGUGUCAGGAUAGAGCACUGAUCGCGCAGUAAGAGCCUCUGCAAGCGCCCGAAAGGCGACAAUGGCUAUCACCCGGGCAUCGCUAGCGGCGAUCGCGGCGACUGCCUGCAUUUUGGCUGCUUUUGUGGGUUCAAGUGAUGCUGCGAUGGCGAAGAUAACUUGUCAUUGCGAUGUGGGGGACAUUGAGGGCCUUUGCCUCAGCGCAUCCUCGCUGCCCAACACUCGAUCGAAGGUCAUGGACCGGCCUAACCCAGCUGCUCAGUGCAACGUCCUUUGCGCCACCCGUGAAGAGGUGCUGCAGCGAUGCGCAAAUGCAGCUGCGCUGCAUGUUGGCGAGGUGACCUGUCACAGCUUCUCAUUCGAUGAGUGCGCCCUAUCAUGCAGCGACUGCCCAACUGGCUGCGAGCUGCAGCGUCCAGAGCAGAGCUGCAGAGGUCUGCGCAUUGCUGCAUGAUGGUAUGAGAUCAGAAGGGAGCGCUGUGGAGGUUAGAAAGUAGUGCAGACCAAGCACAGGAUGAAUAAUGCAGUGAACAGGAACAGGCAACUGGUGAUAGGAUGACACCAUGCUUUCACAAAAUGAACACUACUGCAGAUCCAAAUCUUGUAAGGCCGAAUACUUGAUGGUGACAAUAUUGCUGCUGGCGCUCAACAGUAACCAUGAUGCGGGAAUUUUGCGGCAUGCAGACACUGUCAGGAUGUGAUUGAACACAUGCCACUUAGCAGCAAUGUUAACCUGCUGCACCAGGAGUUGGGACUGGGGUACCAGCGAUGCUUCAAAGGCUGGUAGCGUCAAAAGGCUGUUGCGAUUAUUGUAUGAUGGGGUCCAACCCCAUAUGGGGCUUGUUGGGCUGUACACCAAAAGGGAGGGGAGUGUGUUUAUGUAGCUCUGGUAGCUGGCAGCUACCAAUGGACAGUCCAGCGGACUGUCUUGACUCUUAAAUCUGACACAUUC
Messenger RNA from Coccomyxa subellipsoidea C-169, 1057 nucleotides. RefSeq lists its product as hypothetical. Bases 167 to 559 code for a protein of 130 amino acids. NCBI's taxonomy places the organism in Eukaryota, Viridiplantae, Chlorophyta, Trebouxiophyceae, Coccomyxaceae. The record is from RefSeq and is a predicted model, not a curated record. The transcript is spliced from 3 exons.